This is a messenger RNA of Chelonoidis abingdonii (Abingdon island giant tortoise), 1185 nucleotides long. Lineage: Eukaryota; Metazoa; Chordata; Testudines; Testudinidae. The record is from RefSeq and is a predicted model, not a curated record.
AUGAGGACAUCUCUGCACUUUUUAAAUAGAGAGGGAAGAGCAUGCUCUAAGACAGAUUGUGACAGUUGCUCGUCCAUUCAAGGAGAUGCAGGUCUCUCUACUGAGAAAAUCCAGCUUCUGCAGAAAGAGGAGAAAGAAGAACCUCAGCUGAGUAUCCUGAGUCCUGGCGGCCAAGCACUGAUAAAUGAGAGCUCAUUGCUUCAAGCUUCGGCUGUCCUGUGGUUACAGACUCAACCCAUGACAGACCCCGAAUGGAGAAACCAAACAACCAUCACAGAAUUUAUCCUCCUGGGAUUCGGGGAUCUCUUUGACCUGCAAAUUCUUCUUUUUCUAAUGUUCCUAGUGAUCUAUAUUGCAACCACAGUUGGGAACACUCUCAUUGUGGUGCUUGUUGUGACAGAUCAGCACCUUCACACCCCCAUGUAUUUCUUCCUGGGGAACUUGUCCUACUUGGAGACCUGCUACACCUCGACCUUCCUGCUCAGGUUACUGGCCAGUCUGCUGACUGGGGAUAGAACCAUCUCAUUCAGUGGCUGCAUCACACACUAUUUUUUUGGUUUUCUGGCAGGUACGGAAUACUAUCUCCUAGCAGCAAUGUCUUACGAUCGGUAUUUAGCAAUAUGUAAACCCCUGCACUAUUCAACUCUUAUGAAUAACAGGUUUUGCCUCCAGCUGGCUGCUGGAGCAUGGUUAAAUGGUUGCUUGGCUACUACCAUCUUUAUAUCAUUCAUGUCACCAUUAAUAUUCUGUGGCCCGAAUGAAAUUGACCACUUUUAUUGUGACCCCAUCCCAUUAAUAAAACUCUCCUGCAGUGACACACACCUGCCAGAAAAUGGAAAUCAAACGUCCAUCACAGAAUUCAUCCUCCUGGGAUUUGGGACUCUCCCUGAAGUGCAAAUCCUUCUUUUCCUGCUGUUUCUAGUGAUCUACAUUGCAACCAUGGCCGGGAACAUCCUCAUCGUGGCACUAGUUGUGACUGAUCAGCACCUUCACACCCCCAUGUACUUCUUUGGUAUAGAAAUACAGUCAGGAAAUGGUGCUCACUGUAACCACAGCGACAGCCCAAGGGAUGAACUCUUAUUUCUCAGGGUUCAGCGCAGGAUUCAGGAUCCUCAGCUGAGGUUCUUGUCUCUCCUCUUUCUGCAGAAACUGGAUUUUGUCAGUGAAGAGACCUGCAGUUACUGA